GGACAAUCCCCACUUUCGACCCGCCCGCGCCAACAAACGAUGGGCAACGUCCUCCGCGGCGAGCUCAACACGCCCAAACCGAUGGUGGACCCGCGCUUACCAAAGUUCCCAGUGAUAGAAGACAAACCGAGCUGGAGCCAAAUCAAGGAAGCUGUUCGCCCGCGCGACUUUUGGACGUACGGCUUUGUCGUGGCCGCGUCUGCACUCGGAGGAUGGUUCAUUCCACCAAAGACGCUGGCGACGCCGAUUCGCCAGCGCCUGUGUGUGGGCACUGCUGCCGUAGGGUCACUCUUGGGUUUGUUGAUGCUCCACGACUUUGGUGAAGCACGGCUGAGGGGGUAUGCCAUCAAUGACGUGGAAGUGAUCAAGUUUGGGCUGCAAGUGCCGACACACAUCGACGACACUAAGUCCACCACCGAGUAAACAUGCUUCCGAAUUCACAAAAUGGCGCUAUUUGUGUAUGGCUAUGGCGUUUGCCAACUUGGGAGUACAAUCUCUAGUCGACACCUGGCAGCACGCGCCGUCGAGUGGCUGCAGUUUGUCCCCGCUCAGAUGCUUCUUGCGCUUUGUCUCGUUGCGCAGUCUAACCAUCUCUGGUAAAAUCUUACCGAGCCGUCCAUGUCAGCGCUGUCAAGUCAUGUAGUCCCUCCCCGAACGACCUCACCCUUCAUCGUUUCAUGGCGUGUGUGUGCACUCGAUCCAAGCUACAACAUUUCGAUAGGGCAACUAACGUCCCAGCGUAGAGAGCCGCAAAAGAUCGUACAACCCAAAUUCAUGUUUUGGUUGAGGCGAGUCCUCAAUUUAAAAUUGAC
Molecule: messenger RNA, 812 nt
Organism: Aphanomyces invadans
Lineage: Eukaryota; Oomycota; Saprolegniomycetes; Saprolegniales; Verrucalvaceae
Exons: 1
Coding region: 40-423 (127 amino acids)
Source: RefSeq, a predicted model, not a curated record